AAGAUAAUUUCACUAAAGUGGAACAGUCUUUAACGAACUUUUCAAACGAAAGCGCGCCUAUCGAAUGCAUUAAAGUAACGGAUUUGGUUUUUAAUAGUGAAAAUAUGAAUAGUUUGGUGAUUAAUUUUAUAUUGGCCUGUGCUUUGCUGCAUGUAGCCUGUGGCGUAUAUCCUAUGUCCCCACAAGAUCCUCAAAAUUUGGCUCAUCUAUUCUUUAGAUCUCGUUUGGCUUCUCAAGAUCCUGCUGUUUCUAUGGCCUGUUUUUCUAAUUACAUUGUCAGGUCGAAUGAAGUGAGCGAGGCCUAUGGCCGGGAUUAUAAUCAGUGUUUAUUGGAUGCUAAGGCUGGUCGUCAGGCCAUUGAAGCUGAAAUGGUUGAUAAACGUAUUGCUAUAGGCGACAGUUCUCAGGCGAUUUGCAAACGUUUGUCGACCUGUGAUGGUCUGAACUCAACGUUGGAAGUUUUUAAUUGUCAUGCUAGAAUUGGUGCCAACAACACCAAAGCCGUUUAUAGCAUUUCCGGCAACGCAUCCGAAUAUGCCAAUGUAAUGCAGGAAAAAUACCGCAUUAUUGAUUUGCGUCACGAACAGUGCUGCAAGACUUCCGAACGUAGUUAUGUCGAAGCCACUGCUGCCAACUAUCGCAGUCUGCAAGAUUGUUUAGAUGGUCGUGUUAAACCCAACCCACCGACUACCACCUCAACGACGACCACUACUACCACCACCACUACACCUCAACCAACUACUACCACUACGACAACUUUGGCACCCGUAUCAAGCACCACUGAAUUGGAAAUACCCGAUCCAACUACUUCAGAAGCACCCGAAGUAGUAGAUCCCACUUUAUUGCCUGGCACCGAGGAAUUUGCAAAACUUUUGAAAUUAUUUAAAUAGUUGGCAUUAAAAUUAAUUUUAAUUGAAUUGAGCCGGAUUCAAACUUACCAAAAUAUUGUAUAUAGAAUUUAGAAAUAAAAAUUGGCAAAAGCUUACCUGAAAUUAAAAGAAAAAAAUUUAAAUUAAUAAAUUGUUGCAAUGUUGAUAAAUAUUAAAGAUAAAAUGUCGACAAACAUGUUA
Calliphora vicina (urban bluebottle blowfly) is the source of this 1070-nucleotide messenger RNA. RefSeq names its product threonine-rich protein. Lineage: Eukaryota; Metazoa; Arthropoda; Insecta; Diptera; Calliphoridae. The transcript has 2 exons. The record is from RefSeq and is a predicted model, not a curated record. The coding region runs from base 105 to 890 and encodes 261 amino acids.